GACAGUGGCGUUGAACGUCUCGUGGAUUGAGGCCAAGAGCUUUUGUGAGAUUAUGGGCGGAGCUCUUCUGGCCCCUGUCUCUGAAGCCAUGGCAACGGCAACCGAAGCGGCGCUCCGAAAAACAAAAGGCACGAUACAUCCGGGAAAGUUCUGGUUGGACAUCACAGAUUUGCUGAACCCGAAGGACUUUAUAACGAUGGCGGAUAAAAAGAAGCUGUCGUACAAAGACUGGUCGCUCUCUUCGAAUAUCACGGAUAUUCUGGUCACGCACAACUGCGUUUACGUGUCGGAGGCCAUUGGAUACCAGUGGAUGGUGACUUCUUGUUCAGAUAAGAUGAACUUUGUCUGCUACAAGGCAGGGUAAGCGUCCUACGACCUACUACGGAGAGAUAUGUUGCUGGCACCACUCGCGUCUAUCGCUGGAAUGGACGGUACAAUGACUGGGUAUCAGAAGACGUCUAUGGCUUUAGGGACAUCAGUCCACCGUCACAAGACUGUUAAAUACUUUCAACAUGCUGUCAGUACAUCAACAUAUAUCUAUACUAUUAAUUGUGUAUCUUAGUGUAAAUCUGUACAGAAAAUAAACACAUAAAACUUA
Molecule: messenger RNA, 598 nt
Organism: Dreissena polymorpha
Lineage: Eukaryota; Metazoa; Mollusca; Bivalvia; Myida; Dreissenidae
Exons: 4
Coding region: 53-364 (103 amino acids)
Source: RefSeq, a predicted model, not a curated record